GCCGUCCUCCAGCAUGAUUUUGACAAAUUGUCAGUCAGGAUUUCUGCAGCCGAGCCGCGGUUCAAAGCCGUCUGAAGCCUCCUCCUCCUCCUCCUCCUCUUCUUCCUCCCGCUGCUGCUGCUGCUGCUGCGGGCUGCUCCGAUCGACGCUGAAAACCUACACCAAGAGGAUACGGAUGUUAACCAAGACAACAUAGUCUAUUAAUUUUUCAGACGCACUGUGAAACGAUAUCAGUAUUAAACCUAAGUUGGGGAAAAGGUGCGCAGGGUGAGGACACUCCUUCCAUCUGCAGCUCCACAACUCAGCACAGGUGAAGGACGAAGCUUCACUGUGAGAGAAAUGUUCAGCUCUGAUGUGAUGGUGAUGGAGAGGGAGGCUCUGCGCAGCUCCCGGCCUCACUAGAGGCGUCCUCCGCUCCGUCCUGCGUCUCCUCACCUUCACGCCGCCGCCUCCUCUUCCUGCCCUCCAACAGCCGGGAAGGAUGACCGUGGUAUCCACCGAGAACAUGGACGAGACCUCCACCCUGCCGGGGCACCCGCAGGACCCCUACCCGCCCGACGACGACCACGACGACCACGACUGCUGCGAGCGGGUGGUCAUCAACAUCUCGGGGCUGCGCUUCGAGACGCAGCUGAAGACCCUCGCUCAGUUCCCGGAGACCCUCCUCGGGAACCCCAAAAAGAGGAUGCGCUACUUCGACCCCCUUAGAAACGAGUACUUCUUCGACCGGAAUCGUCCGAGUUUCGACGCCAUCUUGUAUUACUACCAAUCGGGAGGGAGGCUAAGACGGCCGGUGAACGUGCCGCUGGAUAUGUUCUCGGAGGAGAUUAAGUUUUAUGAACUCGGCGUGGAGGCCAUGGAGAAGUUUCGGGAGGACGAGGGGUUCAUCCGGGAGGAGGAGCGGCCCCUCCCGGAGAAGGAGUUCCAGAGGCAGAUCUGGCUCCUCUUCGAGCACCCGGAGAGCUCGGGGCCCGCGCGGGGGAUCGCCAUCGUCUCGGUGAUGGUUAUUCUUAUUUCGAUAGUCAUAUUUUGUUUGGAGACUUUACCCGAGCUGAAGGAGGACCCGAGCCAGCGGUACCAGAUCGUGGGGAACACGACCGUGUACUACAAACCGAACUUCCUCACGGACCCGUUCUUCGUGGUGGAGACGCUCUGCAUCAUCUGGUUUUCCUUCGAGUUGAUCGUGCGGUUUUUCGCCUGUCCCAGCAAGGCGGCGUUCUUUAAAAACAUGAUGAACUCCAUCGACAUCGUGGCCAUAAUCCCGUACUUCAUUACGCUCGGGACGGAGCUGGCCGACGACCAGGACAACAAGGAGGGGAAGGGCGGCGGCGAGCAGGCCACGUCUCUGGCAAUUCUCAGGGUGAUCCGCUUGGUGAGGGUGUUCAGGAUUUUUAAACUCUCCCGACAUUCAAAGGGCCUCCAGAUUCUGGGACAGACUUUAAAGGCGAGCAUGCGGGAGCUCGGCUUGCUCAUCUUCUUCCUCUUCAUCGGAGUGAUUCUGUUCUCCAGCGCCGUCUACUUCGCCGAGGCCGAGGAGAAGGAGUCCUUCUUCACCAGCAUCCCCGAUGCUUUCUGGUGGGCCGUGGUGUCCAUGACCACCGUCGGGUACGGGGACAUGUACCCCGUGACCAUCGGAGGGAAGAUCGUUGGCUCGCUGUGCGCCAUCGCCGGAGUGCUGACCAUCGCGCUUCCCGUUCCCGUCAUCGUGUCCAACUUCAACUACUUCUACCACCGGGAGACGGAGGGCGAGGAGCAGGCGCAGCUGCUCAACGUCAGCAACCAGAACUUGGCGUCGGAGACCAACUCGAGCCGCCGCAGCUCCUCGGUGGUGAGCAAGUCGGAGUACAUGGAGAUAGACGAGGACAUGAACAACAGCAUCGACAACUUUAGGGAAGCGAACCUUAGGACUGCCAACUGCACGGCGCCCAGCCAGAACUGUGUGAACAAGGGGAAGCUGCUCACCGAUGUGUGAGGCGGCGGCGUCCGGGCGCCAAGGUGUAAAUAUUGUAAAUUUAAUCUGGAUGCUUUAUCUCCAUUGGUGCAUUUUAUUCUUCUUUUGCAUUCAUUCAAACGCGUUGAGACUACGAGCGUUCACGGCACACACAUGGUUAAUUUGUUUAAAGGUAGAGGCUCAGUUAUUUCAUGAAAACACGACGACAGCGGCGUUUGGCAAUAGUUCAACAAUCAUCAGGUGUCGGGGGAACUUUUUGAUAUAUUCACUUAUAAAAACAAAGAAAUCAAAAGUCUUUAACUUAUUUUUAUUUUUUACUACGUUAGAGAGGUACUCCACCAAUCGUGCACGUGAAGAUGAGAGAUGUUUCCCAUGCAGGAAGAGGAUUCUGAAAGUUGCAUCUUUUCCCAAACUAGAGGCUAUCUGUCUGUUUCUUUCUGACCUCUGUUGCCAUGGUUACUCGGCAGGUUAAAAUGUUGGAACCAGGGUUUUGGAUUAGAAACCAAAGUCUGGAUGUUUUGGUCUCUGAUCGUCCAUCUUGGCUUGUGAUGUUUGACCCCUUAUUGGCUUUAACCAGGCAGGGUCUCAAAA
Messenger RNA from Labrus mixtus (cuckoo wrasse), 2542 nucleotides. RefSeq names its product potassium voltage-gated channel, shaker-related subfamily, member 1b (gene kcna1b). Gene Ontology annotation, biological process: potassium ion transmembrane transport; protein homooligomerization. Bases 482 to 1972 code for a protein of 496 amino acids. The record is from RefSeq and is a predicted model, not a curated record. Gene Ontology annotation, cellular component: voltage-gated potassium channel complex; paranode region of axon; synapse. Gene Ontology annotation, molecular function: protein binding; delayed rectifier potassium channel activity. NCBI's taxonomy places the organism in Eukaryota, Metazoa, Chordata, Actinopteri, Labriformes, Labridae. The transcript is spliced from 2 exons.